Messenger RNA from Daphnia magna, 1349 nucleotides. It is a transcript of the gene Amacr, whose product is annotated as alpha-methylacyl-CoA racemase. The transcript is spliced from 8 exons. Gene Ontology annotation, cellular component: mitochondrion. The coding region runs from base 136 to 1284 and encodes 382 amino acids. The record is from RefSeq and is a predicted model, not a curated record. Gene Ontology annotation, biological process: bile acid metabolic process. Gene Ontology annotation, molecular function: alpha-methylacyl-CoA racemase activity. NCBI's taxonomy places the organism in Eukaryota, Metazoa, Arthropoda, Branchiopoda, Diplostraca, Daphniidae.
UUUUGUUGCACUAUUAAUGUAAAAAGGUAGGAUUUCUAUAAAAAAUUCGUCUGCAGUAGAAAACCAAAUCCGUUUCAAGUCUCAAAUACUCCCAAUACAAUAUAAUUUUUUGUAAAAUUGGCUGAAGUUAUUAUAAUGGCACUAAAGGGAAUUAAAGUUAUUGAAAUGGCAGGAUUGGCCCCUGCACCUUUUUGUGGAAUGAUUCUAAGUGAUUUUGGUGCAGAUGUCAUCAGAGUAGACAAGGCCAAUGCACCGCCAUUAGAUCGACAAGGAAGAGGAAAGCGAUCUAUUGCCUUGAAUCUUAAAUCCCCUGAAGGAAUCGCCGUCGUCCAUAGGUUAUGCUCUGAAGCCGAUGUCCUUAUUGAGCCGUUCAGACCAGGGGUUAUGGAAAAACUUGGUCUUGGUCCGUCAACUUUACUUAGCCAAAAUCCACGUUUGAUAUAUGCCCGACUUACCGGAUUUGGGCAGAGUGGACCGUACUCUCUUAUGGCAGGGCAUGACAUAAAUUACGUUGCUUUGACCGGACUGCUUUCACUUCUCGGAAGACAUGGCAGUAAUCCGAUUCCGCCACAGAACUUGUUAGCUGAUUUUGCUGGGGGUGGCUUACUUUGUGCAAUGGGUAUAGCCAUGGCAUUAUUUGAAAGAGAGAGGUCAAAUAUGGGCCAAAUAAUUGAUGCAUCCAUGGUUGAGGGAGCAGCUUAUGUUGGGUCUUGGAUCUUCAAGUCGCAAGAUAUGCCUGUAUGGAGUGGGGUUCGCGGAAAGAGUUGGUUCGAUGGAGGCCUUCAUUACUACGAAACGUACAAAACAAAAGAUGAUAAAUACAUGACUGUUGGAGCUUUGGAACCUCAGUUCUAUCAAGAGUUAAUCAACCAGUUGGCUAAUGCUGGAGUCGAAAAUGUCCCCGACCAGUUUCCUAAUGACCUAGAAGUGGCGAAUAAUCAAAUGGCCAGCAUUUUCUUACAGAAAACUCAGGCGGAAUGGCAAGCCAUCUUUGAUCAAACUGACGCGUGCGUUACACCGGUAUUGGGUCUAGGCGAUGCCCCUCUUCAUCAGCAUAAUGCAUUUCGAGGCAGUUUUAUUCGCAACGCGAAAGGCAAGUAUGAUCCGGCACCCGCCCCUCGUCUUAGUCGUACACCGGCUCUUGAUCUAGGUAAUAUAGAAGAGCCAUCAAUUGGCGAGAAUAGUAGGGAAGUACUCGUGGAAAUGGGUUACAAAACAGAAGAAAUAGAGCAACUUAUUCAAGAUAAAGUGGUUCAUCAAGUUAAUAGCAGGGCCAAGUUGUAAACAAACCAAAUGCUAAUUUCCAUGGAUUUAUUACAGAAAAGAAAAUAUAUAUUUGUACGCAAAAA